AUCUGACAGCCAUCGGUGUCAUCACAUGUGAAGUUUAUUACGUCUUACGAUUUCGGCAUUUUCGGAUUAAAAUUAGAUCUCAACGUGACAACUGUUUCAUCAAUUCGUGCAUAUUGAUAUCAAAAGCUGGUAAACAUGUCUGAGUCUGACUGGGAUACGGUUACUAUUCUUCGCAAGAAGCCUCUGAAGGCAUCUGCAUUGAAAUCCGAGCAGGCUGUGAAUGCCGCACGCCGUCAAGGCCUACCCGUCGACACCCAACAAAAAUACGGAGCAGGAACUAAUAAGCAACAUGGCACUACGAAAAAUACGGCGAAACUCGAUAGAGAAACGGAAGAGUUAAAACACGAAAAGAUUCCAUUGGACCUUGGCAAGCUUAUCAUGCAGGGAAGACAGGCAAAGGGCAUGAGCCAGAAAGAUUUAGCCACGAAGAUCUGCGAGAAACCACAGAUUGUAAACGACUACGAAGCCGGUCGCGGGAUCCCCAACAACAUGGUUCUUGGGAAGAUUGAAAGGGCAAUUGGAAUAAAACUUCGCGGAAAGGAACGCGGCCAGCCGCUGCAGCCUCCUGGAAAGAAAUAAGGAUUACCUGGGAGGCGAAGACUGUACUCCGAUUGUUGGUUGCAUAAAUUAUAUUUCUAACUCAUAUUGCUGUUAGAUGUGUUUCUAUUUCUAUCUUAAAAACAUAAAACUUCUAUGGCGUAAGUAAGCAUUUAUUUUUCUUACAUAAUAAAGAUUAUUCUGUGAUGUGUUGUCA
Molecule: messenger RNA, 754 nt
Organism: Cydia pomonella (codling moth)
Lineage: Eukaryota; Metazoa; Arthropoda; Insecta; Lepidoptera; Tortricidae
Product: endothelial differentiation-related factor 1 homolog
Exons: 1
Coding region: 136-579 (147 amino acids)
Cellular component (GO): nucleus
Molecular function (GO): DNA binding
Source: RefSeq, a predicted model, not a curated record